Molecule: messenger RNA, 774 nt
Organism: Cheilinus undulatus (humphead wrasse)
Lineage: Eukaryota; Metazoa; Chordata; Actinopteri; Labriformes; Labridae
Product: GTPase IMAP family member 4-like
Exons: 2
Coding region: 1-774 (257 amino acids)
Molecular function (GO): GTP binding
Source: RefSeq, a predicted model, not a curated record
AUGGUUGCAAGAUCUCGAAAGCAGAAGAGGAACGACGCUCUCCGGAUCAUCCUGUUAGGAAAGACCGGAGCAGGAAAGAGCGCGGCGGGAAACACCAUCCUGGAUCGAGAGGCGUUCCAGUCGGAACUUUCCUCUUCGUCGUGGACGUUUCAGUGUAAGAGAGCCGACGGCGAGGUCGGCAGUCGACAGGUGGCCGUCAUCGACACCCCGGGGCUUUUCGACACUAACUUCAACGAAGAAGAAGUCCUGAAGAAGAUCCAGCCGUGCAUGUCUCUGUCUGCUCCCGGUCCUCACGCCUUCCUCGUGGUUCUUCAGCUCGGACGCUUCACCAAAGAGGAGAGGGACACCAUCAGGGUCCUCCAGAGCUUUUUUGGAGAGCAGGCAGCCAAAUAUUCCAUCGUGCUGUUCACGCACGGAGACAAACUUAAGAAACAAACGAUAGAAACCUUCAUCUCCAAGAGUGAAGACCUGCAGGGCUUCAUUGAGCUGUUCUAUGGCCGGUACCACGUCUUCAACAACCAGAUCAAAAACCAGGACCAGGUCCAGCAGCUGCUGGACAAAAUCGACAGAAUGAUCCUGGAGAACGAGGGAGGAUUCUACUCGGCUAAAAUGUUCAAGAAAGCAAAGAAGGCGUCGAAGAAAGAGAAGAAGAGAGCUUUAAAGGAGCAGAGGAAUGAGGAGCAGGAGAGGAGGAACACGCUGAGGGCUGAGGUGGCCAGAGAGAUGGGACUGACCGAGGAACCCAAGGAUCACAAUAAAUGUGUUCUGCAGUAG